AUGAUGACCUCUCAUAAUCGAACAUAUAAUCGACGCGAAAGAACGCGAUUGUUUCCACCUAAUGGUGAUGGAUACACCUCUUUGGAUCAAGUAAAAUGGUUUUUCAAGGAUUCCCCAAUACCACGAUGGUCGGAUCCACUGGAGCAGCUGAUCCCGGCCUCUGAACAUAUAGACAUGGACAAGAUCGUGUUGAAUCAUGAUAGGAGGCCAGUAGAAAGCUCAGUUUCAGAAGACGAAAGUAGCGUGGCUCAAAGAACAAGGGGUAAGCCCCUGGCAAGACCCAUUGAAGAUUUAAUGCGUCUUGAUGGUUCCGAGAAAGCGAUCCCAUCGCCCCCUCCUGCUAAGAGUGAUUCUCCUGUCUCACCUGCGAAAAAGGAGGUUACAAAGAGGAGACUAUCGUCUCGGGCGUCUCCUUUGAAACUAAAUGGCGGAAAGAACAAGAGAGGUCCGAAAUCACCUUCCAAAGUCACUCCUGAGGCAGUUGCUGAUAAUUCUAGUAGCAGCGAAGAUGACAAUGACGAUAACAAAGGAUCUGAUGACGACAGCGAGAAAGAAUCUGUUAUCAGCCAUGAAGUUAUUAAGCCCAAAAAGUCUUAUCUGACACAAGGUGCUUAUUAUGGGAUAAUGAGGAGGGGCCGACUGUCCAAGGGGGUUAGAGACAAUCAUGUUUUCCCCCUGCCCAUGUUAGAUGGCUUGAAAAGGAUGAAUACUGAGAAGCCGUUUCAGCUGCCUUGGAAUAUAUACUGCCCAUCAGAAGACGGGCCUAAAGCAAAAUGGCGAACUCUUAAAAAAAGUAAGUGA
Messenger RNA from Sugiyamaella lignohabitans, 801 nucleotides. RefSeq lists its product as uncharacterized. The transcript has a single exon. The record is from RefSeq and is a predicted model, not a curated record. The coding region runs from base 1 to 801 and encodes 266 amino acids. Lineage: Eukaryota; Fungi; Ascomycota; Dipodascomycetes; Dipodascales; Trichomonascaceae.